This is a messenger RNA of Numida meleagris (helmeted guineafowl), 4123 nucleotides long. It is a transcript of the gene ACSL5, whose product is annotated as acyl-CoA synthetase long-chain family member 5. Gene Ontology annotation, cellular component: endoplasmic reticulum; membrane; mitochondrion. The transcript has 22 exons. The coding region runs from base 339 to 2390 and encodes 683 amino acids. Gene Ontology annotation, biological process: long-chain fatty acid metabolic process. The record is from RefSeq and is a predicted model, not a curated record. Gene Ontology annotation, molecular function: arachidonate-CoA ligase activity. NCBI's taxonomy places the organism in Eukaryota, Metazoa, Chordata, Aves, Galliformes, Numididae.
CGCCAUUUCCGGUGAAAAUUUGUUCCUCCCUUCCCUUUUCCCAACAAGAUGAAGUACACAAACUGAAGCUCAGGUUAAAAGUUCAGCCUACGCUGAGGGAACCUGCACUGUGAUGAGAACAGACUUACCCCGAGGUUCAAGGGUUACCUGGGUGCAGUGUUGCCUGCUUAUUAAAGCCACACGCCGAUGAUUCGGGGCUCAGUCCUGCCGCGGGAGCUGGGGAAGUGCCAACCCUUGAACACCCCCUUGGAGUUGUAAAGCAGUGAAGCAAAUAAGCUGUGCUGGCCCCUCCUUUACGUGGACAGAAGGUUCAACUCUGGCUGCACUGAUCCAGCACAAUGAUCUGGAUACUUCAAGUCUUAUUCUCACCGCUCCCAACGCCAGCACUGUUUACUCUUAUUGCAUUUGGAGCUCUCCUCUUCCUCUGGGUGAUAAGCAGGCCAAAGCCUGUUUUACCUCCUGUUGACUUGAACAAGCAGUCAGUGGGAAUUGAGGGAGGAGCGAGAAGAGCUGCACUCUUGACAGAUAAUAAUCUAAUAUCUUAUUAUUUUGAAGAUACUAAAACCUUGUAUGAAGCUUUCCAGAGAGGACUGCAUGCUUCUGGAAAUGGCAACUGUUUAGGCUACAGAAAACCCAACCAACCUUAUCAGUGGCUGACAUACAAACAGGUUUUGGACAGAGCUCAACAUCUGGGAUCAGGGCUUCUGCAGAAAGGAUGUAAACCAUCACCAGACCAGUUUAUUGGCAUUUUUGCUCAGAAUAGGCCAGAGUGGAUCAUUUCUGAGUAUGCCUGCUACACUUACUCAAUGGUUGCUGUUCCACUCUAUGACACUCUGGGGCCAGAGGCCAUUCUGUAUAUUGUCAACAAAGCCGACAUAGGCAUAGUGAUUUGCGACAAGCCGGAGAAGGCACAGGUCUUGCUUGAAAACUGUGAGCAAGGAAAGACCCCAUGCCUGAAGACUAUAAUUCUUAUGGAUCUCUUUGAUAAAGAGCUCAAGGACAGAGCAGCUAAAGUGGGAGUUGAAAUUCUAGCACUACAGGAGGCUGAGGAGCUGGGAAGAAACAACAUCAGAAAACCAGUUCCUCCUAGUCCUGAAGAUCUUUGCAUUGUGUGUUUUACCAGUGGAACAACAGGUAACCCAAAAGGUGCCAUGCUGACACAUGAAAAUGUUGUUGCAAAUGCUGCUGCCUUCCUUAGAACCAUAGAGGACACGGUUGAGUGUACAACUUCAGAUGUCAGUAUAUCUUAUCUUCCAUUGGCUCACAUGUUUGAGAGAGUUGUACAGACUGUGAUGUACAGCUGCGGAGCAAAAGUGGGCUUCUUCCAAGGAGACAUCAAAUUGCUAACAGAUGACAUGAAAACCUUGAAGCCAACAGUAUUUCCAGUUGUGCCAAGGCUGCUCAAUAGAAUAUAUGACAAGAUCCAAAGUGGUGCAAAUACACCAGUGAAAAAAUUCCUGUUAAAUUUUGCUACAACUAUGAAGAUGAUUGAAGUAAAACAAGGCAUAAUUCGAAAUGACAGCCUUUUGGAUAAGAUAGUCUUCAAAAAAGUUCAGGAAACCAUGGGUGGAAGAGUGCGUAUAAUGGUAACAGGUGCAGCCCCUAUAUCUCCCUCUGUCCUGAAAUUUCUCAGAACAGCAUUGGGCUGUCAGGUCUUUGAAGCUUAUGGCCAGACUGAAUGUUCGGCUGGAUGUACUUUCUCAAUGCCUGGAGACUGGACUACAGGCCAUGUUGGACCCCCACUGGCUUGUAAUAUCAUAAAACUAGAUGACGUAGAAGAAAUGAACUACUUCUCUUCAAACAAUGAAGGCGAGGUCUGCAUAAAAGGACCAAAUGUGUUCAAGGGUUAUCUGAAAGACCCUGAGAAGACUGCAGAAGCAAUUGACAAAGAUGGGUGGCUUCACACAGGAGAUGUAGGGAAAUGGAUGCCAAAUGGAACGCUGAAGAUCAUUGAUAGGAAGAAAAAUAUAUUUAAACUUGCACAAGGAGAAUACAUUGCUCCAGAGAAGAUAGAAAAUGUUUAUAUUAGAAGCGUUGCUGUAGCCCAAGUUUUUGUACACGGGGAAAGCCUGCGGUCUUGUCUAAUAGGCAUAGUGGUUCCUGAUGCUGAGACACUUCCAGAAUUUGCAGCAAAACUGGGAGUAAAGGGCUCCUAUGAAGAUAUCUGCAAAAAUCCAGUAGUGAAGAAAGCUAUUUUAGAAGAUCUGGUCAGACUGGGGAAAGCAGCUGGCCUUAAGUCCUUUGAACAAGUUAAAGACCUGUACAUCCACACAGAGCUGUUCUCUGUAGAAAAUGGGCUCUUGACACCAACACUGAAGGCAAAGAGAGCAGAGCUUGUUAAAGUCUUCCAGAAGCAGAUUGAAGCCCUCUAUUCAAGUAUGCAGGAAUAAGUGACUAAUUUAAAUUAAACUUCAUGGAGUAUCUAAACAAAUCUGUAACACUACGUGACCUCUGGAGAACACAAGCGUGAGCGGAAGGGAGCAAGGAGAACUUAAUAUAUUGUUUCUGGCAUCCUGUGAAAAAUGACUUUCAGAUGAAGAUGGCUACAGCAUAACUGGUGGUGACUGGCAAUAUCCAGUCUUGCAGGACCGAGCAUCAAACCUCAAAAGCAAAGCCACAACCUCCAUCUUCCUUGGGCUGUGAAUGAAGCACACACACACUGAAGAGCCUCAGCCUUUACAAGGCAGCUGUAUGAACUUCCUACUGUUGUCAAAAGCAAAUCUUGUUUUCUUGCUCCAACUAUAAACUCCAUUCUGAACUUCUGUGGCUUAAUCUGCAGUCACGCUGAACUCUUUCACGCAGUUGCAUUGUGGGUGGGUGGGGAGGGAGCUAGUUCACAAAAUGCUGGAAGAAAACACUUCAGUUUUCCCUCAGGAUGGUAUAACUUUUUCAACGCGCCUGUCUCAACUUGAGCUGUGACAAGAUGAAUAGAAGCUUAACAUCUGCUGAGCAAUAACAAAGUGAACUUCCUGUUCCUAGCCUUGGACUGCACCACUGCAGGUUGUUUUGAAUGAAAGUGUGAUUAGUCUGGCAUAAAAUGGUUAAUGAAAUGUGUCUAAAACAAACACGAUUCAUGCCUUAGGAGGCACUCGUUCAGAUUUUUGUUUGUUUAGCACGUUCUCAAAUGCAAUGGCCGUUAUAAAGCCAGUAUGCUUAUGAACUUACAAGCCCAGUAACUCAAACUCUUAACUUCCCAAGGUUAUAAAAUGCGAUAAAUUGCAACUGCAAACUCCAACCAAAGCCUGUGUGAAUAACUUGUUUCUCUGCUGCAACCAGACUUUCAGCUCCAGCCUUACUGCUGCCUCGUCGUGGAUAGCUUUCUUCAGCCACUGUGCUGUAGCUGACUUGUUUCCUAAGCUGUCAUGGCUUGGCUGCAGCUCCAGCAGCAUGAGGCAAUAAGAUAGUGCAAGACAAGACACUGCUCCUCUAAUCAGCUUUCCUUUUUUUUGUAGUAAGGCAAGGUAUGUCAAAGCCUUCAGCAUAAACUCAUUCCUCUAGCUCAGCUUGUCCUACAAUAAAUUAAAUGCAAUGCCUUAUUUUAAGGCAAAAUAAACCUCAUUCGUUUCUUUAGAAAACUAUUUAUGCAAGGGAGUACUGUCGUUCUCUAUCUUUAGAAAUAUUUAUGGGGUUCAGAGAGACUUAAGCCAAUCUUCUGAUGCUUUCUUUCUGUUCGUGUAGUAGUCUGGAUCAGUUUGCUUUUUUUCCUUUUAAAGGUAAUGGAGCUCUACGAAGAAUGUAACAUGGGGGAGGAGUGCUUCUCUGUAUCAAAUCGCCUCGUCUCUACCAGAUUAUUACAGCUAGUGGCUGUUCCUCUCCGUAUUUAAAAUAUUCUUGGUCAGAAAUUUGAAAGUGAAAGCAACCGGUAGGCUCAUUGGUCAGGAAAUGACCAGCCCUUGCUGUCAAACAUCUGAAGCUUUAAUUAAUAACAACUUGCUGUUGUUUCAGAAGUGUAAGCUCAGUUCUGUUCCUUGUCUAUGUCCAAAGAUCUUGAUGUCUUCACAUAACUGUUGUCUCAAUACAUACAUUCAGCAUAGUUCUGAACUUCAGGGUAUAAAGACUUGGAAUCCGGAAUACAUGUAACUAACUGUGCUGCAUGUGUUUCCUUAAAGCAAAAUGACUUAAA